UCAUCAGCGUUCCGCAUUCAAAACACUUGUCCGCCAACGCGCUCAUUUCAAACUCAUUAAAGUCGCGCUCAGCAACAGUCACCACAGAAACACAAUUGCUCUCGAAAAGUGUGGACCAGACAGCCCGUGUCGUUUCAAAUAUUUUUCUUAUUCCUGCUAACUUACACACAGGCAGCCGUGUUAAAACAAAAAAUCGCUGAUGAGUGCUUAUUCGCUUGUUAAAAGAAUGAACAACUUCACAACAAUUGGUUUCGCGGAUCAGAAUUGGCGGUUUGACGUCUGACAGCAAGAACAACAACUACAAACAGCAAAUUUCAACAAUAAUAGUCAAUAUAAUUAUUUGCCUCUGGGUAGCCUCCAAAAGCUAGCAAAGGGCAAGAAAGUGCAAAUAACACAAUAAUUUAGUUGAGGAUCAAAUUUUGAAGUUUUGCGAAGACGCGGUUCGAGUUCUACUUUCACGAUAUGGCAGAUGCUGUACGUCAAAGCGAGCGAUUGGUGAUGCCAUGGGGUUCGUUUUAUGCACCCAUCUCGCGCCCAUCUCCCGGAGCACAGUCGACGGUGAAAUCAACGUUGAUCGCUAUGAAUGCGAACGAGCGGACACCGCUCUUGAAGAAGGGUCAAAGUUAUGGUGGCACAUCGUUGGCGGCAGCGGCGGCUUUCAGUGAUGGCUAUGUGAGUGAGAGUGCAGCAGACAGCAGCUAUGGCAGCGAUAAUGAUAAUUCGAGUGUCAAAGGCGAUUAUGCUGGACAUGAGCACGCCGGGAUGGGAAAACAUAGAAGGGAUUGCUGCUCAUAUUUGCAAAUUAUGACAUUUGUUUUGAUUCUAGCCGGUGGCUGUGUUAUCGCCACUUAUCUCUUGAUUGCUGAAUCGCGUAUACCGGCCUUGCAAUUCUCGUUGGAUCUCGUGCAUCGUGACAUUUGGAGCAAUGUUUCCGUGCCACUUGCAGACUUCCUCAACUUUUCCAACGUCAUAAAUAUCGUUAUAAUGCAGACGGGUGGAUCCGGUUGUGAAAAACUGGACAAAUGUCUACAAAUACUGCAGGGACUACAAAAACAGUACCAAAAGCAGCUUGGCAUGGCGCAGGAGGUGCCAUUUAACUUCCUAAUCGGUGGUGAUCGUCAGACAUAUGAAGCACGCGGCUGGAACUACGAAAGCGGCCUCAAUUGGGUGGCGCAAAAUGCAACGCUGGUGAUCGCUUUCAUAGGCAACUAUACAACACUGGCGCCCAACGCUUUGCAGCUGCGUUCAACAUUAUCACUUAUUGCGGAGUCGGUGCGACAAAAGAAGCUGCAGCGUCAGUACAAAAUUUACGGCUUACAAAAUUUAACAAACAGCGAAGUUGAUGGCAAAGCGCUCUUCGGCGCUAUUAGCCAGUGGACGCAGUUCAAAGGGCUCAUACAGGUGCUCUGAGCUUGCCACAACGGUUGUGUGUCUAUCUCCAGAUAUUAUGGAUUUCAGUAGAGUACUCAAGUAAUUCUUUCAUGCCAGAUCAAGUGAAAAAAAUUUAAAACAAUUUAAUUUACUAUUUAAAAAGUAAGCAAAUGAUUUAUUUAGCCAUUACGCAGUUACACAAAAGCACGAAGCAUUGUAUUUGUAUUUAAAGUACAUAUGUAUAACAAUAUACAUGAGUAUAAAUAUAUGUUUGUACACAUAUAUA
Molecule: messenger RNA, 1657 nt
Organism: Bactrocera dorsalis (oriental fruit fly)
Lineage: Eukaryota; Metazoa; Arthropoda; Insecta; Diptera; Tephritidae
Product: peptidoglycan recognition protein 1
Exons: 5
Coding region: 463-1410 (315 amino acids)
Biological process (GO): peptidoglycan catabolic process
Molecular function (GO): zinc ion binding; N-acetylmuramoyl-L-alanine amidase activity
Source: RefSeq, a predicted model, not a curated record